AUAGUGAAACACAAUAACAACAAAACGCGUAACAAAUAGUGAUUUAUUCAAUGAAUUAAGUGUUGAUAUAAUUGUGGGACAAAUGUAUUGAAGAGCGGAAGCGAUGGAUGAAUGCGAUUGCGAUGAACUGAUGGCCAGUAUUGGCCACAAAGUGCGACAAUUGGUGGCCGACGGCAGCGGACGGACCGCUCUGUUGGACGACUUGACUCUCAUUCACAACACAUAUAAGGCUAUCAUUGAGUGGAAAGUGAGAGAGAUUUGCAAAUUGAGACAUCGCUUGAGACAGUUGUCCGCCGAUCAGCACAUCCCAUACGACGACCACUCGGCUCAAGACGUGGCCAUCGAUGACAAGAACGCUAACAAUGGGGUCAUUUUGGCCAAUCAUCUGAUCCCUAAUAAUGGACAAGUGGACCAAAUGGAUGGCCACAACGAUAACCGAGUGAACAAUUGUACGAAUAGUAUGCACAGCAGGUGUACAAAUGCCGUGCAAUGCGUUCAGAUAUUGGCCGUCGAUAACACAGACAUCGAUUGCCCGAUUGAUCCCAACUCCGGCGGAAUGGAUUCGGAAGAUAUCGAGACCAAUAGCGAUGACAAUAAUUCCGUGUCCGACGCGUUCGCAGACAACGGUUACCCCAAGUGUUGCGAUACCGCGGAGUGCGUCGAGUUUGAGGCCAAAGCGGGCCAAAGGCACAGCCGAUCGCUGGUCUGGAAGUACUUUAAAUACGAUUCCGACACAAAUAUCACCCAUUGUUUGGUGAAAGAGUGCACAUCGAAGGGCAUCAAAGGGAAACUGGCCGGUAAUCUGAAGAGACAUUUACGCAAACAUCACAAACAGUUCCAACAGUUCACUAAAGCUGUCAACCGAUUGGAGAUGAAUAUCACUAUCAAUAAGAAAGUGUUGAACAAGUGUUCAAUGGAUUCGCGGACAACGAGUGUCGGCAAUGAGGGCAACGGAGAGCGCAGUUUUGAUUUGUUUGAAAUCAACGACUAUUUCAUCACAAACCCGAAGGACGACCCGAUGCCCAGCGAUACCGUAUACCCAAACCGGCGGACAACCGGUGGUCGUAAGUGCGAGUCCUCUGUCUGGAGGUUCUUUGCGUACGACUCGACCGAAAACAUCGCCUAUUGUUUGGUAACUAAUUGUAAAUCAAAGGGAAUUCGCGGCAAAUUAGCCGGAAAUCUACGCAAACAUCUGUUGACACAUAAGCGCGAGUUCGACGAACUCAUGGCCAGAGACGCCGGUUAUGAACAAAACGAGACGAUUGAACACAAAUGCAAUUUAAUUUCGUCCAAACAAUACAUUUAUAUUAAUUCAUAA
Medioppia subpectinata is the source of this 1318-nucleotide messenger RNA. The record is from the annotation of a GenBank genome assembly. Lineage: Eukaryota; Metazoa; Arthropoda; Arachnida; Sarcoptiformes; Oppiidae.